Messenger RNA from Puccinia graminis f. sp. tritici CRL 75-36-700-3, 1164 nucleotides. RefSeq lists its product as uncharacterized. NCBI's taxonomy places the organism in Eukaryota, Fungi, Basidiomycota, Pucciniomycetes, Pucciniales, Pucciniaceae. The record is from RefSeq and is a predicted model, not a curated record. Bases 1 to 1164 code for a protein of 387 amino acids. The transcript has 6 exons.
AUGCUGUCUCUGGGCAGACCAUUUCUAUCCGCUCGAUUUUUGGAUAACUUCAUGCUUGACGGAGGAGAACAUGUCACCUGCCAACCAGCUCUGCUCAAGGUUGAUGACAACUUUUUCAUGGUGAUCCCCCCCAACGAAAACAAAGCUACCAAGAUCUCAGUGGACCAUCUUCAAAUUGCUACCCGCUCGAAUAUGUCAUUCAAAUGGACCCUGGUGGAGGUUGGAGACCAACCCAAUGUAGGAUCAAGGAAGGUCACUACAGGUUUCUUCUAUAGAGGAGAAACAACAAACUGCACAGCCAACAUUGUCAAGUCAACUUACCAAUUCCAAGAUGCAAACAAUCAGUACAUUUUUUGCGGGAGUUGUUUCAUUGGUAAUAGUACACUGAAGGCCAAGUUUUGUAAUUCUCUAAAUGGAGUUUCUGAUGAUUUAUUCCGCAGAUCAACCAGCCAUUUUUGGUGGAGCGCCGAAGGUCUUUAUCGUGGAUUUGACACUUUUCAUCCACAGCUUCCGAUACCACUCUAUACCCUGCCACUAUCAGCUUUCCCCCCAAAUUAUAGUGAACUGCAGGAAGAUUACUACAGAAACUAUAAACCGAUAAUCAGUCCACAUGACAUUACUGAAGUAGGGACUUGGCUGGGAGGAGUCAGUUUGAUGCCAGCAACUCAGUUGAGCAAUUAUGAUGUAGGGUUUCCUCCGCAACCGCUUCCUCCGCCUCAAGGAAAGAUCUUCAUCGACAAUUCAACACAACCAAGCAAUUUCUUUGAUGUAUUCAACAACACCUAUGAGACUAUAUGUCAUGAACAGUUUUGCAGCUUUUUUCGAGUCGUUGUCAAUGGUAUUGGACCAAUUUUACCAUUCGGAUCUCACGCUAAAACUCUGGAAAAAGUACCCGAAGCUUUGUUAUUAAUGUUCAAUCGGACACUUUCAUUCAACUUUCGGAUCAUGGAUUUAGCAGCUGAUGAUCUGCAGGGCAAGGAAAUAGGAGCUACCUACUUGUGCACCAAGACUAAAAAAGUUUGGCUUCCUGCCCUAAAGGUCGUGUCUGUCACGUUAGGGAGCUCUGCGGGUGUAUUUUUGGCAAUUUCUUCUUAUGUCAUUGUUGCUUUUGCUCGUCAAUACGACAACAGAAAAGAAAACCAGAAAGUGGACCAAUCUGCCUAG